UUUGUUUUGCUGGCUGUGCUCUCUAGUGGAGUAAGGAGCAGCACUGUGCCACAAAAAAUGUAUGGAAGGAUCACGUCCCCAAACUUCCCAAAGGUCUACCCAAAUCACAAGGAGAAAACAUGGAAUAUUACUGUCCCCAAAGGAUAUUCUGUUCGCAUUUACUUCACCCAUUUCGACCUGGAGCUGUCCUACCUGUGUGAAUAUGAUUAUGUGAAGCUGAGCUCUGGUGGGAAGACCUUGGCCACGCUGUGUGGAAGGGGCAGCACAGACACCGAGGAGGCUCCGGGGAACAGGACGUACAUCUCCGCUGAUAACCGCCUCGUGGUGGUGUUCCGGUCUGAUUACUCCAACGAGAAACCAUUCACAGGCUUUGAGGCCUUCUAUGCUGCUGAGGAUAUCGAUGAGUGCAAGCAGCCGCUGGACACCAAACCCCUCUGCAGUCAUCACUGCCACAACUACAUGGGGGGCUACUAUUGCAGCUGCAGGGUUGGCUACACACUGCAUGAAAACAGGAGGACGUGUACAGGUGAGCUCCUUCUAGAUCAGGAGAUGCUCCCCUAUCUACAACAUCUACUUAAAUCCAGUCCUGACAAUAAUAUCAGUGAAAGCUCUGGGUCCUGGAGCAUCACCCCGUGGUCGGAGCGCUCCGGUGCAGGCGUGGCUCAUCAGGCUCCGGGUUGUGCUGCUCGAUGGCAAGAAAAGUUAGAAGGUGGCUCAGCUGUGGGUGGCAGUGGGGUUCUAACAGCUGCUUACCAUAUAGCUGAUCAAAAAAUCCCAUCUUUGAGGAGUAAAUUGGAAAUUUUGAGAAAGCACUAUGAAGGUGGCCAGGGAGAAAGAAAUUUAACUCAUGAAGGUUAUAAAAAUUAUCUCAUCCCCUUUGAUAAUGGUACUGGUUAUGGUGGAGCAGGAAAUCUCAAACAGGACUAA
Melozone crissalis (California towhee) is the source of this 927-nucleotide messenger RNA. RefSeq names its product MBL associated serine protease 2 (gene MASP2). The record is from RefSeq and is a predicted model, not a curated record. The transcript has 5 exons. Gene Ontology annotation, molecular function: calcium ion binding; serine-type endopeptidase activity. NCBI's taxonomy places the organism in Eukaryota, Metazoa, Chordata, Aves, Passeriformes, Passerellidae. The coding region runs from base 58 to 927 and encodes 289 amino acids.